AUGUCGGAUAUGGUGGAUCUUGUUGAAACUAUACAACUCUCUGACAUCCUAUGGAAAGCUGGUGUAAUUUUAGUAAUUUUUUUCCCAUAA
Spirodela intermedia is the source of this 90-nucleotide messenger RNA. The record is from the annotation of a GenBank genome assembly. NCBI's taxonomy places the organism in Eukaryota, Viridiplantae, Streptophyta, Magnoliopsida, Alismatales, Araceae.